AUGAAUCAACAAAAGAGAAUCAAUGAUUUGAUAGAGAUAGGUCGUCAGAGAAAGAAGAAAAGAUUAGAUUUACAACGUAAAAAUUACAAAUAUCAUACUGAUUUAGCAAAGAAUAUUGUUGAAAGUUUCACUACAACAGCUAACCAUUACACAGUUGAAGAAGAAAAUGAUGAAUUUAAAUGGAAUGAUUCAAUUAGUACUUUGUACAAUAAUACAAAUGGAACAGGUAGUUCCAUUAUCACAAAUUAUGAUCCAUAUUUACACGGUGAAUAUUUACAAGAUGUAAAUAAUAGUGCAUUUUUUACGUCAAAAGCAAUUGUUCAAGAACAAGAAUUAACAUCCAGCAAUAGUUCAAAUUAUUUGAAUAGGGAUAACAGUAAAACAUUUGAAAGUUUUACAAUUCAAACUGAAGAUCAUAUGAAUAAUUGGUUCAAUCAAAGCAAUUAUGGAUUAAAAUUAAAUUUAUUUAUUAAUAUUGAUGCAUUUGUCGAAUUUAUUGAUUAUGAAAUAAAAUUAUAA
Rotaria sp. Silwood1 is the source of this 519-nucleotide messenger RNA. The record is from the annotation of a GenBank genome assembly. Lineage: Eukaryota; Metazoa; Rotifera; Eurotatoria; Philodinida; Philodinidae.